AUGGGCUGGUUCCCUUCCAUAUUCGGUUCGGACAAACCGUCUGAUCCCUUGAGCAAACUCGAUCCCAAGCUCCGCGAAUUCCUCGAGAAAGAAGCUCCCGUAAAAUAUACUCCGACCCGUGCACCAACCUCAACUUCAGCUACACCUCAACCACAAGCAAAAGAAGCCCAGAGUGCAGAUGAAGCAGAAUCUGCACGCGAUACGUCAGUCGUGCCGUCAGAGAGCUUAUACCAAGAUGGCCGAUACGCACACCUCUGGAAGAACUACCGGCCGUUGGCGCAAAUCGAAUCUGAAGCAGCAACCGACCACGACAAGCUCAUGGAUGUGCUGGAAGGGUUCAAAGAGCGCAAGGCGGCAAUCGGCCGCGCAGCACUCGAAAACUGUGCCAUCCAACAGGAGCAAUGGGUUGAUUGCAUGAAAAAUGGCAGCUGGGAAGACCAGCUCCAAAUGUGUCGGCAUCAACGAUUCCUCAGAGCCCUAGGAUAUGGCUCCGUAGCCGGCCGGCCUCCGCAAGUCGACGAAGAUAUUCAAAUGCACGCCGACACCUUGUACGACAGGAUGCUCGUACACGAGACCGCCGUCGAGCAAGCAAAGAAGGACGGCACACCAAUUCCCAUCUUCGACCCUGCGCUGCCAAAGGCCAGCGCGGCAAGGGUCGUGCCGACACAAGAGCUCGAGAAAACGUGGAGGGAGAAGUUGGACAAGCUACCGGAGGGUGAGAGGGUGGUAGAAGAGGCUGCACUGAGGGCAGAUCUGCAGGCCAAGUCGGAUGUAAGCAAGAAUGUAAAGCAGAUAUGGGCAACGCAGAAGGAAGAGAGGGAGGCAAGGAAGGCGAAUGGGCAGGCUACGUUUGGGGAUACGCUGUCUGCGAUUUUCGGAAGAGGCGGGGGAACAAAGUAA
This is a messenger RNA of Metarhizium album ARSEF 1941, 900 nucleotides long. RefSeq lists its product as uncharacterized. NCBI's taxonomy places the organism in Eukaryota, Fungi, Ascomycota, Sordariomycetes, Hypocreales, Clavicipitaceae. The coding region runs from base 1 to 900 and encodes 299 amino acids. The transcript has 2 exons. The record is from RefSeq and is a predicted model, not a curated record.